CCCGCCGCCGCCCCUCGCGCUGCCCGCAGAUAUAUGUUGAUUUCCAAGUGAACAAUGGAACCAGAUAUUAUUCGAAUGUACUCCUCAUCCCCUCCACCACUAGACAACGGAGCUGAUGACGACGAAGAUGAAUUUGGAGAAUUUGGAGGGUUUUCUGGUGUGAGUCCUGCUGGUGUAGCUUUUGCUGAUUUUGAUACAGCAGACUACAGUAAUGCAAAGGAGGAGUUUAUAUCCACAAAUCAUUUUAUCCCCCUUCAUGAUUAUUCUGACAAUGUAGCUAGCYUUGCAACUUUCACCUCUGUGAAAACUGUUAAAGAUAAAGAUGGUGUCUCAGAGCUUCCCAGCCUCACUAAAGAACUCUCUGAUACGUCAGCUACUAGUACCAGCAAAGAAAAAUCUAAGCUGAGAACUUCAGGUACUACUUUUGRUAAUAGCUUAGAAGGUGUGAGGAAAAGGGGGGAACAAAGAGAGGACAUUGGGAGUUUGGAGGGCUUUUCUUCUGAUGUUGUUAGGACUGGUACAGCAGUUGAGAGCCAGGAUGAGCAACCAGAUGCUUGUAAUGGUGAGGAACUUCCAUGUCUAGAGAUUCUAACAAACGGGUUUGCAGCGUUAGACCCUGCAAAUCCUCAGGGAACAGAAGAUCUAGACGGCAUCAGUGACUCAAAGGGACUAAAAACUGUUAGCACCUGUAGUACUGAGCUGGAUUUGAACUCAGUGCGUAGCUCAGAUGAAGACUUUGCAGAUUUUUCUUCAUUCUCCAACAAAAAAACAAUCAACUUGGAAGGAACAGAGCCUACAAUAUGCAGUGUUAGUGAAAGAGACUCUUUAMAAAUUCAGGAAAACAGCCUAAUAAACAGAGGAACUGAAAGGAUGAGGUUCACGUCUAAUAGGAACUACGAAUAUGAAAAAGAGGUUUAUACUGAAGAAGAGACUUGCCCCUCAGAAAUGAGCUGUGAACAGGGUCCUGCAGCCCUGGAAGGUCAUGAAUUCACAAUUUCUAGUGCACCUCAGGCAACUGGAAGCUCAAUAUGCACUACUGAAAAUGAGGAAAACAAUGAAAGGAGAAGGCAGCGUGACCUAGAGAAUGGCAAAGGUUUUUCUAGGCAYGAUGGCUUUUCAGAAGCAGAGGACAUCACAGCUGAUAAGAUUGAAAGCCAUGAAAAUUUGGGUGAUUCUGAAGAUGCUACAGAUCGUGGGAGUAGUAUUGAACUUGCGGCUUCCCAUGACACAAAUGAUGAUUUUGGUGAUUUUGGCUCAAUUCACAGUGCAUCUCACACUUUUAUCAAUGCUCAAGAAUCAGUAAAUGCUCAAGCUUUAGAAAGAACUUCUGAAGAACCUGUGUAUGUUAGUCAACCUGCUGAUGAUUUUGGGGACUUCAGGGACACGAGCACUGCUUGUCAGGAGCCAGCCAAGUUGGAUCAAGCUGAAUUAAAUCAGACUUCUGGCACCUUAGCAUGCGAUGCUACCAGCGAAAUGUCUCCCUUAGACUUUCAGCAUGCUACUGAGAUAGGAAAUGGUAAUGCUGGUGAAUUUGGAGACUUCGAUUCGGUGCCAAAACCUCAGGAGGAGAGCGUUGCUUUUCAGGACUCGGAUGACUUUGCAGACUUCAGUUCGGCAGGCUGUAGCCAGCCUGCGGACUGGAAUGCUUUUGAGGAUGAACAGCAAGAGAGCUGCUCGUGGGCUGCCUUUGGGGAUGAGCAAGCUGGGGAAGCCCACCACAGAAAAGAGACCUGGCAGUCGCAUAGGACAGACGCACCUGUGGGGAUAGAUGGUCCAGUUGUCCACGAGAGGGACGGUUCUGCUCCAGCAGCUUCUCAAGGAAUGAGCAGGAGGCAAUCUCAAGAGCCAGCGCCUUCCAUACAGACAACAUUGUUAAGUCGUCUGGGACGAAUAUUUGAAGUCUGUUUUCCUUCCAUAUCCGUGCUUGAAGUUGAAGAAGAGAUAAGUUCCUUGAAUCAUUUGUUGGAAGCGUGUGAAAAGCAAAUGAAAACAGAGGACACCUUAGCAAAUAGCGGGGAGCUGAUGGAUGUGUGGAGAGAGCUGCAGGAUAUCCACGAUGCCUACGGACUGAGAUACCAGUGGGGUGGCUCCCACAGCAACAAAAAGCUCUUGUGCUCCUUGGGAAUCGACACAAGAAAUAUUCUCUUUACAGGCAACAAGAAACAGCCUGUUAUAGUUCCCAUGUAUGCAGCAGGACUGGGCAUGUUAGAGCCUACCAAGGAACCUUUGAAACCCCUAUCUGCAGCAGAGAAAAUAGCUUCGAUAGGACAGACCCCUCCUGUAUCACCGGAGAUGAGCACAUGUACGCCCGAGCAGUUCCAGGAAUCUCUACCACCUGUCCAGUUUGACUGGAGUAGCAGUGGCCUUACUAACCCUUUAGAUGCUAGUGGAGGUUCCACUCUUCUGAACCUUGAUUUCUUUGGGCCCGUGGAUGACAGUAGCUCUAGCAGCACCACCACAAUGCCAGGUGUGGAUCCAGAGUUGUACGAAUUGACCACCUCCAAACUGGAAACGUCCCAUACGAGCAGCAGGGUGACGGAUGCGUUUGCCAGACUCAUGUCCACUGUGGAGAAGGCGAGCACAUCCACAAGGAAGCCUAAAAAGGAAGAGCAUCUUAGUGAAGAGGCUGCCAAGGUGAUUUCUAGCCUUCCUGACUUAACUUUCAUGCAUGCCAAGGUGUUGAUGUUCCCAGCCACAUUAACACCUUCAACAAGCUGCCAAGAAAAGGUAGACUAAAGUGAUGCGAAUUGGACAUUUUCUAUUGAUUUCUUUUUUUCUCUUCCCUCUGUGGGUCAUAAAAAGCAAUCUUGCUUUGAUUAAAAGAAAUUCAAGUUCAGAUGAUUUGUUGGUAAGCAGCACUAGAAAGGUAUACAUAGUAAUGUAUAUUUAUUUACAUACUGGAGUCCUAAAUUUAUAUUAGAGAAAAAUGUAAAUAAUUGGGGGUGAAUCUUUUUGAAGAUCUAUUCUUUUUGUUGUGCUGGGGUGUAUACAUUUCUGUCUUUGUGAAAUACACUGGUGGUGUCCUUCUUACAAAACUUUAAAAAUUAAAAAAAAAAAAGAAAAGAAAAACUAAGGAACACACGAUGAAAACUUCAGUCUUCACAGUCUGUGAAGUCCCCUUUAAAGGUUUUCA
This is a messenger RNA of Nothoprocta perdicaria, 3133 nucleotides long. It is a transcript of the gene AFTPH, whose product is annotated as aftiphilin. Lineage: Eukaryota; Metazoa; Chordata; Aves; Tinamiformes; Tinamidae. Gene Ontology annotation, biological process: intracellular transport. Gene Ontology annotation, molecular function: clathrin binding. The coding region runs from base 55 to 2736 and encodes 893 amino acids. The transcript has 10 exons. Gene Ontology annotation, cellular component: AP-1 adaptor complex; trans-Golgi network membrane. The record is from RefSeq and is a predicted model, not a curated record.